ACAAGCUUUAUCUGACACUUGAUGUUUUAAGUUAGCUGACAAGUCAAAACUGUGUUUCUGUGUUAGAACUAAGAAGUGCAAAAGUUUGGACACCCCUGCCUUAAGGGUACCGAGCUCUAUUUAGGGUUAAAACUUGUGACUGAGAUGAGUUCAUGAGUCUUCGGGGGGCAUACAGUUUCACAACAAGUCUAAGAAGAUGCCCAAAGCUCUGCAUCAUGGCCUACCAGGCUGGGUUUCCAGAUGACCCCAGUGCUUUGGUUCACAACAUCAGCUCCAACAUCCAGAAGCUGACGCUGCUGACCUCAGAGCUGCAGAGGGCAGUUUCUCUGCUGGGAACCGAGCAGGACAGAAGCCAGCUACCACAGACGCUGCAACAGAAACAACAGCAAGGUAACCAGAUAGCGAAGGAGACCGACAGACUAAUCAAAGCGUUCAGUGCACUUCCUGUUGGUCCCGAUCAGCGUCAGAGGAAGAUACAGAAAGAACGUCUGGUGAAUGACUUCACCACCGCGCUGAACAACUAGAAGACUCAGCGGCAGGCGGCCGACAAGGAGAGAGACUCUGUGGCCAGAGUCAGAGCGAGCUCCAGGGUGUCGGGAGGACAGCCUGAUGACGGCUUUGGAAAUAUGCCUCCUUUCCUUAGUGAUUCCCAGUUACAAGCUCAGGCUGAGGCCAUCACUGAAGACGACCUGAGGCUGAUCCAGGAGAGAGAGUCGUCCAUCAGGCAGUUGGAGUCGGACAUCACAGAUAUCAAUGACAUCUUCAAGGACCUGGGGAUGAUGGUCCAUGAGCAGGGAGACAUGAUCGACAGUAUAGAAGCCAAUGUGGAGAAUGCAGAUGUGAAUGUCCAGAACGCCACCCAGCAGCUUGCACGUGCUUCAGCCUACCAGCGGAGCUCCCGGAAGAAGAUAUGCAUCCUGAUGAUAGUGUUGGCUGUAGUUGCUGUUGUUAUUGGACUCAUCAUCUGGGGCGCUGUCAAACAAUGAGGAAGAAGCCCCAUCCAUCCUCUUCCUCUUCAUCCUCCUCCUUUUCUCACCCCCCUCACGAGGGCAGUCAUUGGGACUGUCUGUCUUUCUUUGACUUGAUUAUAUUUUUAAGAUACUGCACAAUCCUUCACUGUGAAAACAUAAAAUUAGCGCUGGAAGCUUUAUUAUUCUAAUCGGCUUUAUUUGAAUUUGCUUGUGUUGGAUUUAGGCAUGACUUACUUUAAGGGGAACGCUUAAAAGUUGUAUUCCUCCUCUGAUUGAAUGUUGCUGGGUUCAGAGGCAGCCAUGUUUGCUCCACUAGCCCUGAAUGUUAAAUAAGAUACAAUACAGACAAUGCUUCUAGCUGCAAUGAAGCAGCACGUUGAUAUAUUGCUGCAGCUGCUUUCUUUUGUCAGAUAGGAAACCAGUUGUGCUAAAUGUUACUCAGCAAUCAAACUAUGACUCAAGUGCACUUAAUACAAAUUUGUGAGUAAAGAAAAGCCAGACGUGGUCCAUAGCACAAUGAAGCUGCAUUCAGUAUGUAAUGUAGUGCUCUGAGGGACAAUUCUCUCUUUCUAAUCUAUCCUGUAUUUUAAGUUAUCAUAAAUUACAAUCAAGAGUUCCAUUCUAUUCAAAUGUGUGUAGUUAUGUUUUGAUGAUCAGUCAAUAAGAAUGUGAUUGUGAUUAGUACCUUAUAUUACACUCCACUGUAAGCCAGUCAUUCCAAGUCACUAGGAGAUGGUGUUGUUACUGUUAGUAGGUGGUUGCCUUUGUUUUUAAAAGUGCAUAUUAAAGAGAUUGCACAAACUCAAGCACAAAAUGUUGUUAUUCUGUUGAACUACAUGUCACAUCACACACAAAAAAGAAUGUAAGUGCAACAUGUAAACGUUCAAAUUGUGUUUGUUUCAAUCUACAGAAAUGAGGUUAUGCUUCUGUUAAAGGCCCUGCACAACACACAGGUGUUUCCAAUCAUCCAGCUGAUUAGACCCGGUUACAGGUUGAAGGUGGGCCAAAGCUACGUCAAUCAAUCAUAGUCCAGAGGGGAGGUCUAAUCAGCCAAAUUAAGUGAAAACACCUGUGUGGGGGCUUUGCUCAUAGAAAAGUACUGACAGUCAAUUAGCAUUCUUCUCUGUGACUCACAACCUACAGUAACUGUCUUUAGCCCUGAUGUGAAGAAACCACAUUUGUUGUAACCCAAACUAAAGUAAGUGAAAGCAACAUGUAAAAUUAUGAUCACAUGUAUAUUUUUUUAAUAUUGAGAAUUAGCUGCCUACUAUGUGUCAAUAAGUUACCUGAAUAUACUGAACCUGAAAUGAGCAGUGUUAUUUUAACUGUAAUUCUGUUAUUCUUAAAUAAAAUUCUGAUACGCCA
This is a messenger RNA of Cottoperca gobio, 2336 nucleotides long. It is a transcript of the gene stx7l, whose product is annotated as syntaxin 7-like. Gene Ontology annotation, biological process: vesicle-mediated transport; vesicle fusion; intracellular protein transport. NCBI's taxonomy places the organism in Eukaryota, Metazoa, Chordata, Actinopteri, Perciformes, Bovichtidae. Gene Ontology annotation, cellular component: endomembrane system; membrane; SNARE complex. Gene Ontology annotation, molecular function: SNAP receptor activity; SNARE binding. The record is from RefSeq and is a predicted model, not a curated record.